AGUGACCGCGGCGUGAGCGCGGCCAUCGGAGCCCCGCCUGCGGCCGAAUAAAACGCUGCAGGGGCGGGCGGCCGGUCCAGUUCAGUGGGACUUGGUCAUCGGCGGCAUGUUCUACCUCACUGGGACACUCGCGGCUUUGUUUCUGCUUUCAACGGAGUGGGUCCGUGCCCAGCGCUGCUCUUCCCCGUGUAAAUGCCCGGAGGAUCCGCCGGAAUGCCCCCCCGGGGUGCGGCUGCUACCGGACAAGUGCGGAUGCUGUCGCGUCUGUGCCAAGCAGGCGGGGGAGGUCUGCUCAGACAGCGACGCCUGCGACCCGCAACUCGGGCUAGAGUGCGAGCACGGCGCCGACAGCCCGCACGGCCUGGGCGUCUGCAUCGCACGUCAGGGCAGUAUCUGCAUGUACGGUGGUGUUGUCUAUCAGAAUGGAGAGACCUUCCAGCCAAGCUGCAAGUAUCGGUGCUCCUGCAAAGAUGGUCUGAUUGGUUGUGUACCCCGCUGUAAUUUGGAUAUCCUCCUGCCUAGCCCCGAUUGUCCAUUUCCCAAACAAGUCCAGGUACCAGGAGAGUGCUGUGAACAAUGGGUGUGUGACCACAAGCAGGAAGCCUCUCUUAGAGAAAUUACAAUGGCAGCUUACAGACAGGAGGUGACCUAUGACUUGGAUUUAAAUAGGCCUGGUCUGAACUGCAUACAGCAGACCACACCAUGGAGCGUCUGCUCCAAAACCUGUGGUAUGGGCACUUCCACCCGUCUGUCGAGUUACAACCUCCACUGUGAUAUGGUGAAGGAAAUACGACUCUGUGAAGUUCGGCCAUGUGAUUAUAAAGUCACCGCCAAAAAUGGGAAGAGGUGCAGCCCAACAUCACGUGCAGUGACACCAACUCACUUGGCAUACGAGGACUGUUUGAGCAUCCAGCCCUACAGACUGAGGUAUUGCGGAGUAUGCAGUGACGGGCGAUGCUGUGCCCCUUACAGCACCAGAACAUCCCAGGUGGACUUCAGAUGUGCGGGGGGAUCGACCAUUAAACACCAACUGAUGAUUAUCAACACGUGUGUCUGCCAUGAUAGUUGUGUCCCAGGGGAAGCCAUUCACCAAAUGGAGCAAAUAUCCAGUCCUUGAGUCUUGGGGUCAGAAAGUGGCACUGCACAGAAACAGGCUCUUCGGCCCAUUUAGUCCCUGCUGAACCAUUAAUCUGCCUAGUGCCACCGACCUGCACCUGGACCGUAGCCCUCCAUAUCCCUCCCAUCCACGUACCUAUCCAAACUUCCCUUCCACUUGCACUGGCAGCUCUUUCCAUACUCUCAUCAGGUUUCCCUUAAAUAUUUCACCUUUCACCCUUAACCCAUCACUUCUGGCUGUAGUCCCACACAUCCCCAGUGGGAAAAAGCCUGCUUACACUAACCCUGUCUGUACCCUUCGUAAUUUUGUAUACCUCUAUCAAAUCUCCCCUCCUUCUUCUACGCUCCAGGGGAUAGAGUCCUAACCGAUUCAGCCUUUCUCUGUAACUCAGGUCCUCGGUCCUGGAACCCUAACCCUUGUUUAUUUUCCCUGCACUUUUUCAAUCUUAUUCAUAUCCUUCCUAAUUGAAUAUUUACUCUGUAGUUUUAAAGUUAGUUCUUGAAGCAUUGUGUUUUUUAUAUAUUUCUAGGUAUUUUUUAAAAAUCAUCAAUUAGAGCAGUUUUGUAAAAAUCUUUGUAUAUUUGUAUUGAAUGUUGUAUUUAAAGAUAAUUCUUUCCUUUUUCCCUGAUUGUAAAUAUUACGUUGGGCCAACAUAAUUGAGAUUAGA
Molecule: messenger RNA, 1784 nt
Organism: Hypanus sabinus (Atlantic stingray)
Lineage: Eukaryota; Metazoa; Chordata; Chondrichthyes; Myliobatiformes; Dasyatidae
Product: CCN family member 3-like
Exons: 5
Coding region: 107-1117 (336 amino acids)
Biological process (GO): cell adhesion; signal transduction
Cellular component (GO): extracellular region; extracellular matrix
Molecular function (GO): integrin binding; heparin binding
Source: RefSeq, a predicted model, not a curated record